Molecule: messenger RNA, 975 nt
Organism: Microsporum canis CBS 113480
Lineage: Eukaryota; Fungi; Ascomycota; Eurotiomycetes; Onygenales; Arthrodermataceae
Product: hemolysin-III family protein
Exons: 3
Coding region: 1-975 (324 amino acids)
Cellular component (GO): membrane
Molecular function (GO): signaling receptor activity
Source: RefSeq, a predicted model, not a curated record
AUGACAGUGUUACCCGCCCUUCGUUCACGCGGGUUCGUCGCAGCAAAUCCCUCGCGGGUUGACCUGGACGAAACUCCGCCUCUGCUACCUAGGAAGACUCAAUCGCAUGGCGCCCUCACCCUCUCCAACAAGGAAGUGCCGCAUUGGCUUGGAGAGAGCAAUUAUAUCCUGACAGGUUACCGUGUGCCAUGCAACUCCACCGCUCGUUGCUUCUACAGCUGGUUCUACCUUCACAAUGAGACCGUCAACAUCUAUACGCAUCUCAUUCCAGCCAUUGGCUUUGCCGCAGCAGAGAUUUUUGUUUACCGGCACUUUGAAACUCUCUACCCCGACGCUCCACAAGCCGAUAAGGCGGUCUUUGCGCUCUUCCUGCUGACAGCUAUGACGUGUAUGAGCUGCUCGACUUUGUUCCAUACGUUUAUGAGUCAUUCUGAGAGGGUCUCCAAGGCAUAUCUGCGUGCUGAUUAUAUGGGAAUCGCAGGACUGAUCUUUGGUAACAUAAUCUCUGGUACUUAUGUGGUGUUCUAUAGGGAGACGGCCUUGUGGGCUACUUAUUGGGGGAUUACGUUCGUGUUCAGUGCCCUGACAUGCAUGAUACUAUUCCACCCCAAGUUCGAAGGCCAAGAAUACCGAACUUUCCGUGCGGGGACCUUUAUUUGCACCGGGUUGUCUUCAGUAGCCCCCCUGAUGCAUGCCAUAAUGCUAUAUGGCCUGGAGGAAAUGAUGGAACACUCUGGUCUUCCAUACUACCUCCUCGAAGGCCUGCUGCACAUCAUCGGAGUUAUCUUCUAUGUGGCCCGCAUCCCAGAAUCAUUGAGACCGGGUAAAUUCGAUAUCUGGUUCAGCUCGCAUCAAAUAUUCCACGUAUUGGUCGUGCUAGCCACUAUCUCCCAGGUUAUCGGUAUAUGGAGCGCUUUUGAUCAUAAAUACCACACCGAGAUAAGCGUACGGCGGAAAUUACCGUUACUUGUGUGA